UUAGAACCCUCACACUGCCCCAGUGAAGCAACAAUGACUCUCACCAAGGAAACCCGUGUCACCCUUAAUGAUGGCAACAUGAUGCCAAUCCUAGGAUUGGGCACUUAUGCUUCUCCUGAUGUGCCUAAAAGUCUUGCGGAGGAAGCUGUGAAAAUUGCCAUUGACGUUGGUUACAGACACAUCGACUGCGCCUUCAUCACCGGCAAUGAGAUGCAUAUUGGAAAUGGCAUUCGUUCCAAGAUCUCUGAUGGCACAGUCAAGAGGGAAGACAUCUUCUACACGGGAAAACUCUGGUGUACGUACUUUUCCCCUGAAAUGGUACGCAAAGGUCUGGAGAGAUCUCUGAGGGAUGUUGGAAUGGAUUAUCUGGAUCUGUUCCUUAUGCACUGGCCUGUCUCCCUUAAGCCUAGUGGAGCUUCUGAUCCCUCCGAUAAGGACAAGCCUUUCAUCUAUGAUAAUGUGGACCUUUGUGCUACAUGGGAGGCUCUAGAGGCAUGCAAAGAUGCAGGUUUAGUGAGAUCCCUCGGAGUAUCAAACUUUAACCGCAGGCAGCUGGAACGUAUCCUGAACAAACCAGGACUGAAGUACAAGCCAGUUUGCAACCAGGUGGAGUGUCAUGUAUAUUUAAAUCAAAACAAACUUCACUCCUACUGCAAAUCCAAGGACAUCGUUUUGGUGGCUUACAGCGUCUUGGGCUCACACAGAGACAGGAACUGUAUAUUCAAUAUUGAUGCUCCCUCCAGGGUGGACCUUAGCUUGCCAGUGCUACUUGAUGAUCCAAUUUUGAAUAAAGUUGCUGCUAAGUACAAUCGCACCUCUGCAGAGAUCGCCAUGCGCUUCAUUCUCCAGAAGGGAAUUGUGGUCUUGGCCAAAAGCUUCACCCCUGCUCGUAUCAAGCAAAACCUUGGGGUCUUUGAAUUUGAACUGAAACCUGAAGAUAUGAAAUCACUUGAGAGCCUAGACAGAAACCUACAUUAUGGACCUUUUAGAGAGGUGAAACAGCACCCAGAAUACCCCUUCCACGAUGAGUACUGAAGACCAACUGAGUGCCAACGCAGUCUCCAAGAAGAUGCUUUCUGUAUUAUAUAUGUAAAGCUUUAGUAGAGCUGCACUCUGUUACAUACAGAAAAAAAUAACAUUUAGUCAUUUGCCCAGUAUUUAUAAAGCAUUAAUGAUUGGAUGGGAGCGUUAUGUCUUAUGCCAUGUUGCCUUAUGCAUAACAACCAAUAAAUUUAAUGCUGAACAUCAAGAAA
Molecule: messenger RNA, 1253 nt
Organism: Rana temporaria (common frog)
Lineage: Eukaryota; Metazoa; Chordata; Amphibia; Anura; Ranidae
Product: rho crystallin
Exons: 9
Coding region: 34-1035 (333 amino acids)
Biological process (GO): steroid metabolic process
Cellular component (GO): cytosol
Molecular function (GO): aldose reductase (NADPH) activity; ketosteroid monooxygenase activity; steroid dehydrogenase activity
Source: RefSeq, a predicted model, not a curated record